CUCACGCCCAUGUCGCAGCCGUCGUCGCCUAUAUAUAUAUAUAUAUAUAUAUACGUAUGCAAAGCACAGCCAGAACAAGGAAGACGAAGCCGCUGCCCGAUGGCAAUUUCUUGGCGAGUGUGCUUGUUCGCGCUCGUCGUGGCUCUAGGGUUUCUCUUCUUCUUGGACGGUGCAGCGGCGGCGAGAAGUGCAGGGACGUCGUCGGCGGCAGCGCAGCGCCGGCGAGAGGUUCGAAGCCUCCUCACGCGGCUCAACAAGCCUCCUCUCGCGACCAUUGAGAGCCCAGAUGGAGAUAUCAUUGACUGUGUCCACAUCUCGAAGCAGCCAGCAUUCGAUCAUCCUCUCCUCAAGAAUCAUAGUAUCCAGAUGAUGCCCUCUUGCCACCCAGAAGGACUCAAUAACAAUUCAAAUAUUGCACCAAAUCCUUUCACCCAAACAUGGCAUCAAAAUGGCAAGUGCCCAGAGAAUACCAUACCGAUCCGAAGGACCAAAGAAGAGGAUGUCCUGAGGGUGAGCUCCAUUGAGAGAUAUGGCAAGAAGUCGCCUUGGAGCAUCCCAAACCGUUUUUCCAUUGAUGACCCUGACUCGGUGAACGUAUUAAGAGGCCACCAGCAUGCCAUAGCAUCUGCGCCGGAGGAUGACAACUACUAUGGUACCCAAGCAACCUUCAAUUUGUGGGAACCAAUUGUUGAGAUGGACGAAGGAUUCAGUUUGACCCAGUUCUGGAUUAGUAGUGGGUCCUACUCAAACAACGACCUGAAUACUAUAGAAGCAGGAUGGCAGGUUUACCCAGGUCUGUAUAAGGAUAGACACACAAGACUCUUCAUCUACUGGACUCGGGAUGCAUACAACAAAACAGGAUGCUACAAUCUACUAUGCUCAGGGUUUAUACAGACAAGCAACCAGAUUGCCAUCGGUGCUAGCAACUCCUACCUGUCCCCUGUCUCCGUCUAUGGUGGCUCACAAUAUGACUUCACUAUUUUAGUUUGGAAGGACCCAAAGGAUGGCAAUUGGUGGUUGCAAGUGGGAGGCCAUGAUCUAGGCUACUGGCCAACUUCGAUCUUCACUAGGUUGGCAGGUAGUGCUGCCUCUGUCGAGUGGGGAGGCGAGGUGGCAUCGUCACCUGAUGCUGGCCAAACAUCCACACAGAUGGGUAGUGGACACUUUCCUGAGGAAGGGUUCAGCAAGGCCAGUUACGUCAAGAACAUCCAAUUGGUAGAUUCGACCAACAAUCUCAAAUCGCCUAGUGCUGUGAGCUUGGUAGCUAAGUGGCCCAAGUGCUACAACGUGCAGAAUGGUACUAGUGCUGAUUGGGGUACUUACAUCUUCUAUGGAGGACCCGGGAAGAACCCUAACUGCCAAUAGCAAAAAGUGAACUGGUUGCAGCCCAAACAUCUCAUUGACAAAAGAACAAUAUAAUUCCCCAUAAGAAAUGCAAUAUGCAGUACUCGACGCCGAGUAAGUAUUAUUAGGAUGUAUAUCAUUGGGUGUAAUAGUAUGCUUUCCCAGUUGUCGCAUUGCAAGGGUAAACUGCUACAUAUUUGUCUACGUUGUAGCCAUAAACAUAAGGAAUGGAAGUUUGAAGCAUAUAUAAAUUCAGAGCAUGUUUUACAAUAUCAAAUAAGCUGGUGUCAUCAUCUGUAAAAAUACAAAUGCACUGGGACUGCUGCGAAGUUUUUAUUAAAUU
Molecule: messenger RNA, 1687 nt
Organism: Sorghum bicolor (sorghum)
Lineage: Eukaryota; Viridiplantae; Streptophyta; Magnoliopsida; Poales; Poaceae
Exons: 7
Coding region: 10-1365 (451 amino acids)
Source: RefSeq, a predicted model, not a curated record